AUGAGCUCAGUCAAUGAAUAUGAAGAGGUACACUCUACUAAGGUGGACAGCCUUAUGAUGAUCAUCCAGUGGCAUCUUGUUUCCGACAACAACAGUGUAUACUGGGAUCUCGACAAGGAACUUACUGCAGAACAGCAACAACAGUUGGAUGACAAGUAUGACAAAGAUACAGAUCUGGAUUUUGUUGGCCUCCAUUCUCUUGAGAAUAAUCUCCCUGACCUCAUAACCAUGGGCAGGCAAAAGAUCUUGGUAUUUACAGAAUUCCCCAUGAUGGCACCCUUGCUGAAAGCUAUUCUUAUGCUACACAAUAUAUCAGUGCUCACGCUACAUGGCUCACACACCACUGAUGAGCACAACAAAAUUAUUCACAAGUUUAACACUGAUCUGGAGGAGCAUGUCCUGCUGUUUUCCACCUUUGGGGUGUCUCAGCUGCCACCAGCUGGCCAGCCAUCUCAACUCAUGCACUUGCAGGAUCAGUGUUGGUCAAAGAUGCUUGUCAAUCAAAUCAUUAGCCAUGCAUGGCAGCUUGGCCAAGAGGAUACCAUGUUUAUCUAUAAUAUGGUGGCACUAGGCACCAUCAAUUUCUUAGACAAAAACAAAGAUAUCAUGCACAAGAUUCAAUGCACUAUGCGAGGAGAAAAACUCAAAGAGAGCAACAAUGAAGAUGAAGGUGACUAUGAGAUUGAAAUCCAAGAUGGCCCUCCUCAUAGGACAUCUGUAGCCUCUGGGCAGUCUGCUGCAUCCACAUCAGUCAAACAAGGUACUAAACACAAAGUAGUCAGGACGUAUGGUGGCAAGAACUGGGUUCAGAACAUACAACCAACUGGUGACAACAACAGAGACAUCUUCAACAGUUCAUCCAUUGUGAUUGAUGAAGACCCCAUAGUAAUGGAUGAAGACACCACCAAUCCUGGUCCUGAUCACAUUGAGAAUGCUAAUGAGCAGGAUGUGGAUGCAAAUGUUGCACUUUCAAGCAGACAACAGAAUGUGACUGGAAAGGGGAAGGCCAAGGAGAAGGCAUUGAAGGGGAAGGGUAAGGGUAAGGCAAAAGCUGUGCUGAUGGCCAUUGAGUGCAUCCAGCAAUAUGUGGAUGACACUGACAGUAAUGCUGUGGGUGCAGAUUCAAGCGCACACCUGGCCUCUCACAUGGGUGACCCUGACCUCAGUGUGAGUGGCUCCCAGAAUGCUCCACCCAUCCCUGCUGAUGAUUACAGUCCACCUGACUCUCACCCUAUCAUUACUGGCUCCCAGAGAGUGCUGUCUAACCCUGCUGACAAUGUCAUUGCAUCUGAACCUGACCUCAUCAUCACCGGCUUCCAGAGAGUGCUGUCCAUCCCUGCUGAUAAUGAUAGUGCAUCUGAACCUGACAUCAUCAUUACCAGCCUCUGGAGAGAGCAAUUCAUUCCUUCAUCUCCUGUGCAUGAUGAUGCCAUGCAAGGUCUCCCCAUACAGGAUCAACAAACAACACAUGAUACACCAGAUAGAUUGUCAACACAUGAGCAGUGUAUGGCUUACAGUGAUAGCAAUGAUGACAUUGGCACUGACCAUCACAUGGUUGGAUCAGCCCGACAUGACCCAGGUUGA
This is a messenger RNA of Suillus subaureus, 1584 nucleotides long. RefSeq lists its product as uncharacterized. The transcript is spliced from 8 exons. The record is from RefSeq and is a predicted model, not a curated record. Bases 1 to 1584 code for a protein of 527 amino acids. Lineage: Eukaryota; Fungi; Basidiomycota; Agaricomycetes; Boletales; Suillaceae.